GGGCGGUCGCGGGCACAGAGCGUCCGCCUGGUCUCCGGAGCCGGGAGCAGCCUCGGCGGCCGCGCCUCCUGCCCUGCGUCCUUCCAUCCGGCCCUCGGCCCCGCCGUGCGGCACCAUGCCCGCCGUGGACAAGCUGCUGUUGGAGGAGGCUUUGCAGGACAGCCCCCAGACUCGCUCUUUACUGAGUGUAUUUGAAGAAGAUGCUGGCACCCUCACGGAUUAUACCAACCAGCUGCUCCAGGCCAUGCAGCGCGUCUACGGAGCCCAGGUAUCCUGCUGCUCCUCACCCGAGAGGCAGAGUGGGGGCCCUCUGCCCUCAUCUGGAACUUCCCUCAGGGGGUUGAGAAAUUUGAAGGAGGUGUCCCCUUCAAUCCCUGCACCACCCUACAGCUACAUUUAUCACAUCCGAACUGCCCUUCCCUCCCUGGCUUCAGAUGCUUCUGUGGCUCCCUGUGACAGCGCAGCAGAGAAUGAAAUGUGCCUGGCCACACAACAGCUUUCUAAGCAGCUCCUGGCAUAUGAGAAACAGAAUUUUGCUCUUGGCAAAGGCGAUGAAGAAGUAAUUUCUACACUUCACUACUUCUCCAAAGUGGUGGAUGAGCUUAACGUUCUCCAUACAGAGCUGGCUAAACAGUUGGCAGACACAAUGGUUCUACCCAUUGUACAAUUUCGAGAAAAGGAUCUCACAGAAGUAAGCACAUUAAAGGAUCUCUUCGGACUCGCCAGCACUGAGCAUGACCUCUCAAUGGCAAAAUAUAGCAGGCUUCCUAAGAAAAAGGAGAAUGAAAAGGUGAAGACGGAGGUGGUGAAGGAGGUGGCAGCUGCCCGGCGGAAACAGCACCUUUCGUCCCUGCAGUACUACUGCGCCCUCAACGCGCUGCAGUACAGGAAGCGCAUGGCCAUGAUGGAGCCCAUGGUGGGCUUCGCCCACGGACAGAUUAACUUUUUCAAGAAGGGAGCAGCGAUGUUUUCCCAAAGUAUGGACAACUUCUUAUCCUCCGUGUCGGACAUGGUUCAAAGCAUUCAGGUGGAACUGGAAGCCGAAGCAGAAAAGAUGAGGGUGUCCCAGCAAGAGCUGCUUUCUGUGGACGAAUCUGUUUACACGCCAGACUUCGAUGUAGCUGCACCACAGAUCAACAGGAACCUCAUCCAGAAGGCCGGUUACCUUAACCUUAGAAGUAAAACAGGACUGGUCACCACCUCCUGGGAGCGGCUUUACUUCUUCACCCAAGGCGGGAACCUCAUGUGCCAGCCCAGGGGAGCCGUGGCUGGCGGCUUGAUCCAGGACCUGGACAACUGCUCCGUGAUGGCGGUGGAUUGUGAAGACCGGCGCUACUGCUUCCAGAUCACCACCCCCAAUGGGAAAUCGGGAAUAAUCCUCCAGGCAGAAAGCAGAAAGGAGAAUGAAGAGUGGAUAUGUGCAAUCAACAACAUCUCCAGGCAGAUCUACCUGACUGACAACCCCGAGGCAGUCGCCAUCAAGUUGAAUGAGACGGCUCUCCAAGCAGUGACUCCCAUUACAAGUUUUAGAAAAAAGCAAGAAAGCUCCUGCCCCAGCCAGAACCUAGAAAAUUCAGAGGUGAAAAAUGACAACACUGUUCCCAAAGCAACAGUCAGUGUACCCGAAGCUGAGGAACUAAUUGCGCCUGGAACACCCAUUCAGUUCGAUAUCGUACUUCCUGCGACAGAAUUCCUUGAUCAGAACAGAGGGAGCAGGCGUAUGAACCCUUUUGGUGAGACUGAGGAUGACGCAUUCCCAGAGGCAGAAGAUUCUCUUUUGCAACAGAUGUUUAUAGUUCAGUUUUUGGGAUCGAUGGCAGUUAAAACAGACGACACUACCGAAGUGAUUUAUGAGGCGAUGAGACAAGUGUUGGCGGCACGGGCUAUUCAUAACAUCUUCCGUAUGACAGAAUCCCAUCUGAUGGUCACCAGUCAGAUGCUGAGGUUAAUAGAUCCUCAGACUCAAGUAUCCAGAGCCAAUUUUGAGCUCACCAGUGUCACCCAGUUCGCUGCUCAUCAAGAAAACAAGAGACUGGUUGGCUUUGUGGUCCGCUUGCCUGAAUCCACAGGCGGAGAGUCUCUGAGCACAUAUGUUUUUGAAAGCAACUCAGAAGGCGAAAAGAUAUGUUAUGCUAUUAAUUUGGGAAAAGAAAUCAAUGAGGUUCAGAAGGAUCCAGAAGCAUUGGCUCAAUUAAUGCUGUCCGUACCACUAACCAAUGAUGGAAAAUAUGUACUAUUAAACGAUCAACCAGAGGACAAUGAUGGAAGUCCACGCGAAAAUACAGGCGCAGAAUCUGAAGCAUAACUCUUGCGCUUUUGGGGGAAGAGCACCCAAGGAGAGCUACCUCCUUAAGGGUUUUCAACUUCUCUGAUACGCAGGCACACGAACUGAUUUCAGAAAGCUGACAAUCGCUUGUGGAAUGGACUCUCGAUGCCUUGGUACUGAGACUUGGGAGGGAAACAGUAAGAAAUGGUUGACAACAGUCCUACCCAUCUACAAAUGUUAUUUUAGGUGCUUUGUGGUAAGUCCUUUUCUUAGAUUAUUAUUCAGCGCUCAGAUCGAAAAUUAUGAGAAAAUGCAUCGUUCACUUUAUUUGAAUGUCAUCUUUUCAGUUUCCAGUAUCCUUUUUUAAAAAUGGCAAAAGCCUAGAUUUAUAAUUAAACACUAAAUAUUUCCUAUUAAUAUACUCUAUUUUUGUAUUUUACUUAAUAAGCUUUAAGUGCCUGUCAUUCUGAAAAUUGUAUUUAUAAUCAAGCUUGUCUCAUAAUUGGACCUAAUAAGCAUUAAUCUGUGCAGUUAGGUGCCGAGCCCUGCUCUGAGGCUCGAGCACUAGCAGCAAUGCAGGUCUAGUUUUUAUCAUUGUUCCAGGCAUCAUGCAAUAAAAACUAGCAGAUGAGUACCACAAAAGAUACUCAGUUUUACAGUGGAUCCUUAAUGAACCAGCAUUCAGAAGUUUACGAUCCUUUAGAUGUUACUGUUUUUAGUGGUGGAUCACCAUGAACAGCUCUGCCAGGUCCUGUUUCUUCUGAGCCAGACCCUCCUCAAGGAAGGGGCCAAUUAAUUUUAAAACUCACUUGAAGAGCAGUUGGUUUAAAGUUCCUAUUUCCACUCUGGCAUCCCAGCCCACUCCACCAUUCCCUCCUACCCAUAAAAUAAGUAUAAUGAUCUUGAAUUGGUACAGUGUGUUUAAUUAUAACCAAGUUCAACAGAAUGUUAUUGUCUUUGUAAUAAAUUAACCUAGCAAUAAAUGCUAGCAAAUAAAAUCAAUCAUUCUGUUUC
Messenger RNA from Myotis lucifugus (little brown bat), 3280 nucleotides. RefSeq names its product adaptor protein, phosphotyrosine interacting with PH domain and leucine zipper 2 (gene APPL2). Gene Ontology annotation, biological process: signaling. The transcript is spliced from 22 exons. Bases 116 to 2305 code for a protein of 729 amino acids. NCBI's taxonomy places the organism in Eukaryota, Metazoa, Chordata, Mammalia, Chiroptera, Vespertilionidae. The record is from RefSeq and is a predicted model, not a curated record. Gene Ontology annotation, molecular function: protein binding. Gene Ontology annotation, cellular component: endosome membrane; cytoplasm.